Betta splendens (Siamese fighting fish) is the source of this 4408-nucleotide messenger RNA. It is a transcript of the gene ctdspl2b, whose product is annotated as CTD (carboxy-terminal domain, RNA polymerase II, polypeptide A) small phosphatase like 2b. Gene Ontology annotation, molecular function: phosphoprotein phosphatase activity. The coding region runs from base 211 to 1641 and encodes 476 amino acids. The record is from RefSeq and is a predicted model, not a curated record. The transcript is spliced from 13 exons. Lineage: Eukaryota; Metazoa; Chordata; Actinopteri; Anabantiformes; Osphronemidae.
GCCUGAGCAGAGGCGGGAAAUGGCGCCUGCAAAAACAACUGUGUGUCAUUUCGAAGGAGACGACCCGUAAGCAGCUGGACACAGAGGGAAAAGUCUGCCACAAUUGCAUCGCGACAACAACCACUGCCUCUGUUGUGAUGGUUAAGUGGUUUUGAGUCGUUACCUCCAAAUACUGCGGAUCACUAAACCUUACAUGUGACUUCUAAAACAAUGAGGCUGAGAAUGCGCAAGGCGUCUCAGCAACCAAACCCCACUCUGGCCAGCCGCCCAUCGCGGACCAAGCGGAGGCAUUCAGAAGUAGAAGAGGACACUCCUACUAGUGGGGGGAGAGGCCUGUUCUCGACCAUCAAGAAGUUCAUCAGAGGAAAUGCUGUUAAGGUACAGGAGGAAAGUCCAGCCAAGAAGACGCGCCUCCACUGUGACGUGGACAACAACCUGAUCACCUCUACACCGCCAAACACCAAUGCCCCUCGCAGGACUAUCAGCAGGGUUAACAGAAGAGGCUCCAUCAAUGGACAGGCCACCAACCAUGACAGGAGUAAGGAGAAGCCCAACGGCAGUCUGGAGGAGACAAUGGCUGUUGAGGUGACGAGCCCUCCCAGGACUACUCUUCUUGGGACCAUCUUCUCUCCAGUUUUUAACUUCUUCUCGCCAGCUAAAAAUGCCCCUUCUGGCUCAGACUCUCCAGACCAGGCAUUGGAGGCUGAGGAAAUAGUCAAGCAGCUGGACAUGGAGCAACCUGUAGAGAUGCCCACCAGCACAGCCACAUCCACACAGGAAAUGUGCACCACCACUACCUUCUACUCUAGUGUAUCACAGCUACCACCUCUACGACCACCACACAUGUCUGAGGUGUCUCCCACAGUAGAGGAGGGAGAGCUUGAUGCAGAUUCUGACCUCCCGCCCCUCACAGCUCCAGGCUCCAGUCCAGAUCUGGCAUAUGUUGACUCUCCUCCCAGUGCUGUUCCACCGGAGGCAUCUUAUGAGGAAGACUGGGAAGUCUUUGAUCCGUAUUUCUUCAUCAAGCAUGUCCCUCCACUGACAGAGGAGCAGCUCACCCGUAAGCCAGCCUUACCUCUGAAGACACGCAGCACGCCUGAAUUCUCUCUCGUCCUGGAUCUGGAUGAAACCUUGGUGCAUUGCAGUUUAAAUGAGCUGGAGGAUGCAGCUCUUACUUUCCCUGUUCUCUUUCAGGAUGUCAUUUACCAGGUGUAUGUGCGCUUGAGACCAUUCUUUAGAGAGUUUUUGGAACGCAUGUCUCAAAUCUAUGAGAUCAUACUUUUUACUGCCUCUAAAAAGGUUUACGCAGACAAACUGCUCAACAUCUUGGAUCCUAAAAAGCAGCUAGUGAGACAUAGGUUGUUCCGUGAGCAUUGUGUCUGUGUCCAAGGAAACUACAUCAAAGACCUCAACAUCUUAGGUAGAGAUCUGUCAAAGACGAUAAUCAUCGACAAUUCACCACAAGCCUUCGCAUAUCAGUUGUCCAAUGGAAUUCCAAUAGAGAGCUGGUUCAUGGACAAAAAUGAUAAUGAGUUGCUGAAGCUGGUGCCGUUCCUGGAGAAGUUGGUAGAGAUGAAUGAAGAUGUGCGGCCACACGUCCGAGAGCGGUUCCGACUCCACGACCUGUUGCCUCCUGAUUGAACUUUACCACGGUUGCUCAGUAACAGGACAACAUGCGUGUAAAAAUGCCCUCUUGGGAUCAGAUACUACAACAUUGCCAUUAUUGUCAAACCUUUACCCUUUUCUUUUUAUUUUAAAUCCACAAUUGCUUUUUAAAAGAAAAAACUUAAAGAGAAACAUUUUUAAUGAACUGGGUGACAUUUUCUAAAUAUAUAGAUGAAAUUACGCACUAUGAACAAGCCCAGUUAUUCUCUUUUUGACUGACUUUCCAGCUGCAGAGCGGGAUAUCGCCUCCAUGGUAAAUUCUGAUGUUUUGGUGCUGGCUUAGUGGAUAUUAUAAGGCCACCUGGCAAAGAGGAACUUCACACUUUAAGUCCAAGAAACCAUCCCUGGUGCUUGUGUGCUGACACUGAUGAAUAAUGACACUCUGUGGCUACAGACCAUUUUCAGCUGGAAUGACUGGCCUGUAAAUCAAUCUGUGCAUGUGUGUAUGUUUACUUCUAGCCACACACACACUCACUGAUUUGGUGUUUGGCAAACCUAAAAUCUGUAGCCUUUAAAACCAUAUGCAUUCCUCUGUAGCUGAGUCAAGUUUCUAUUGUUGGUUGCAGUUUUUUCUGGUAAAACUGGUGUUGCAUUGUUUAAAAAAUGGUUACAAUGUUUUACUUCUGUUUGUAAGAUAUGACAUUUUAAAAGGGGUCAUGUAUGUUUUUAUUGUACACAUUUCCUAUUAGGAGAACAUGGGUGCAUAUUAUUGAGUCCAUAUCAUAGUCAAAGGAAAUGGAAUUAACUUAGGACUUGAACGUUCUUGUUCUUCUAAUGAUUAGAUGUUAAACUCAGUGUUUUGGCUUCACUGUGCGACUCAACUUGGCUCCCUUAUUACUUGUUAGGUUUAAGAAUCUUAACGGUAAAUCAGACAUUGUAAAGGUUUGAUGGCAUUUGUUGUCAGCGAUAACCUUUUUUUUUCUUUAAGUUUUUCAUUUGUCUAUCAGUAUUGUCUUUUAUUCCUAAUCAAGUAUUCUGGCUAAAUUUGAACGGUUUCUUUCAGUUGCGGUAUGUAAUUUAAUGGCUAAUAUCAGUAGCAUUAUGACUAAUGUAGCAUUUGUCUGCCUGUGUGUCAUAAAGUCUACCUGUGGUAGAAGUCUAUGGCCAGACCUUUGCCAGCCACACCUGGCACCAGUAGCAUACUGGUUGUUGUCUCAUCCCCUCUUCAUGUUUGUUUCCAGCUUUUUACUUUUUGUAUUUUAAGCUUUUUAGUUUUUUUUCCAGUUGAGCACAGUUUAAAGCGACAUGUUUAAGAAUGGUAACUAUAUGAAUGUGUUUCUGCCCAACUUUGACCUGGACACCAAACUGACUUCUUACUUGAGUUACUAAUUUAUUCAAUAGUGAGUCAGACAGUAGGCAGAAACCUUUGGUGUUGGGAACCUCUCAAGUCUAAACCUGUGGGGUAAAAACAGGCAGGUUUCUGUCAUUCGGUUUGACAUGCUGUAUCACUGAACGUUUUAAAAGCUUACUCAAAGUGCAUUUUAUGUUGAAGCAAAUGAGUAGAUUUGUCUUUGUUGCCUGUACAGUGCCAUACAACUCAUCUUCUAACACGUUUCCCUGUGUGCCCACCCCAAAAUGCUUAGAUGGAAAGAGACAAUCAGACCUCAGAGCUCUGCAGAUACAAAAGUCUGGAGAUGCCUACGCUUGCCCCGUUCUUUUUUGUUUUGGUGCAGUAUAUGUUGUUUACUGUGGUUCCCUUGAGUUGUAGCCUGAGUAAAUCCGUUAAGUGAAUCCCACUGUGGCCGGUCAUGGGUUGUGUUAAGUAAAGUUCUCGACCGCUCAGCGCCCCCCAUACGUUUGCCUCGUGUCACUAAAGUAGGACUUCUCGAGAGUAGAAUCACUUUGUAUUCAAGUCAAUUUUGUACAAGGCACAGUGGCGUUUACUUUGUGUAAAGUUAUGAGUACUCAUGGCCAGACUAUGAAUGUAACUUGUACAUGGGGUGAAGCGUCUCUCAAUUCCUUUCAUUCUUUCCUCAUCAUCAGCUACAACAUAGUUGAGUGUGAAUGGCAUCUCACGUCUGCCUUUCAGAUGUUGAGGAGUCUGACGAACAAAGUUCCUGGAUGAGGAGGUGUCUUGAGGUCCCGCCGUGGUCGCCCUGUCCCCCUCCCCAUGCCUGCCCUCCGUUAGUAUGCAAGCCUCACUGCGAGCGAGGGUGCACGUAGCCCAGGUUAGCGGUCGCGGCGGCCUGAGAGAUGUUUCUGAAGGACACGAAAGAGGCGUUCCGUACUUUUCACCCAGCUCAUUUUUAUGUGCAUUACCAGUUUAUUGUACACUGAGUGUUGUACAAUACAUGCAGCUUCAUGUUGAAAAAAAACAACCUUAAAAUAAGGAAAAUCUUUUGUAUUUUUGAUUUAAAAAGGCAUGUCAUAUCUACUUUUUAAUGUAUCAAUGAAGAUUUAACUUUACAUCCGAUGGAGUGUUUUUUUUUUUUUCUUACAAAUACCUGUAUGUUUAGUUUAGAGCUGUCACUGAACUGUUAAACUUAGCAUGUAGAGAAUACAGCUUGCUUUGUGGGAAAGUCCUGAAUUAAAUUGAAAUCAUGGCACUUUUUCUGCAGAAAAUGGUGGUAAUGACUUUCUUUUUCCAACAUCUGUUAAGCCAUGUUACUGCUACUUGUGCUGAAGAUGUGUUUGAAUUGUUUUAAGACAUCUUUGUUAGCCAUCGGGCUAUAUGUUAUUGUAAAGUGUAUAUACAGUUACUGACUUUCUGAAACAAAGUUUUAAAGUUAAGAAACCUCCCGCA